Molecule: messenger RNA, 459 nt
Organism: Funneliformis geosporum
Lineage: Eukaryota; Fungi; Glomeromycota; Glomeromycetes; Glomerales; Glomeraceae
Source: the annotation of a GenBank genome assembly
AUGAAUAUAGUAGAAGAACUCAGUUUUUGGGAUAAUGAAGAUAAAGAAACAUCACUUCAAGAAGAAUCUGAAACUAAUGAAAAAAAUUAUAAAAGUAAUAAUGAUAGUGAAACCGAUGAGAAUACUGCUAAUGUUAAUUUAACAUUUCCAUUAAAUAUCGAUUUUGAAGAUUAUCAUAGAAUUACAUUGGAUGAUACCUUAAAUGAUAAGAUGCAUCUACCAACUACAGAAUGGCCAAAUGAUACUUAUCGUGAAUUUAUGAAAAUCAUUACUGAAUAUCAAUUGUUAAAUUCAUAUGGUAAAACAUCAGAACAUCUGAUUUAUAUUUCACUUGAAAAUAUUUCAAAUUGGUCACGAAAUAAGCCUCAUGCUAAAGUACUUAUUGGUUAUUUGCUGAAAUUGAAAGCUAAGAACAAUACAACUAGGAAUUCUAAAGUAUUUCAAAAAUUACAGAGACAG